This is a messenger RNA of Spizellomyces punctatus DAOM BR117, 1054 nucleotides long. RefSeq lists its product as uncharacterized. Lineage: Eukaryota; Fungi; Chytridiomycota; Chytridiomycetes; Spizellomycetales; Spizellomycetaceae. Gene Ontology annotation, biological process: telomere maintenance; mitotic DNA replication checkpoint signaling; nucleotide-excision repair. The transcript has 8 exons. The record is from RefSeq and is a predicted model, not a curated record. The coding region runs from base 27 to 896 and encodes 289 amino acids. Gene Ontology annotation, cellular component: site of double-strand break; nucleolus; checkpoint clamp complex.
GAGAUCUCCGCUGGGUGCAUUUCAAGAUGAGGUUGAAGACAAAGGUGAUCAACGCGGGUCUUUUGAUCAAAAUGGCUGUCAGUGUGGAGAAAAUGGCAAAACGGUGGAUCUGGCAUUUUUCGCCAGACUACAUCCACUUUAUCGUUGGGAAGCAAGAUAUUAGCACGACGAUGCAAAUGUUUGGACAGAUAAAGGCGGAUCGCAUGUUCGAAGAAUAUGUAGUAGAAAGUGGUUUCGGAAACAAUAUCUGGAUUGAGCUAACCGGGGAGCAUCUUGUACGCGCGCUAAAAUCCAGCCAGCAAGCCUCUAAUGUCGCUAUGCGCUUGACAAAAAAAGAAGGACUACCCGUCUUAGCGUUGAGCAUUACCAACACGAGUCGUACAGGGAAUUGCGUUUUUCUGAGCCAAGAUAUUCCCGUAAGACCUCUGAAAUGGCAGGAAGCGGAAGAUCUGAAGCAGCCCGUUAUGAUGGAUUACCAAGUCCAUAUUCUCCUUCCACCAUUGACGGAUGUACGUACGAUUGCUGAGCGAAUGCGGCCGUUAGGAAACCAUAUUACUGUGUCGGCCAACAUGGCCGGGGACUUCCUACUAAAGGUUGAAACCGAUGCCGUUCGUGUGGAGACCACGUUUUCGGGUUUGGUCAAUCCUGAACUUGAUCCUGGUCACUGUGACGUCUCCCAACAACCAAGUCUCAGCCGGGACCGUCAAUCACUUGCGCAUGUCAGAGUUGACAUAAGGGAUUUUGUUAAAUUUCUGCAUAGUUCUGUGAUAAAUCCGCGUAAUGUCGUCUGUUGUCUGUUCGAGGGACAAGGAUUGAUUUUGUACGUGUAUCUGGGAGAGGGAACGGACGCCGACGAUGGUGCAUUUGUCUAUUACGUCCCAAUGAGAUCGCAGUGACGGCGAAGCAGCAGCAGAAGUGCGUGUAUAUUGUGUAUAUAUUACGACUCAUAACUUAAAUUAUAUGUAUAAACUGGCCUCCGGUUUCUCUGCGCUAAUAUACAGAUGUGUGUUAAGAUUAUGCAAGCAGGGCCUCCGGUAUCUGGUCGCGGGACGCU